Cryptococcus amylolentus CBS 6039 is the source of this 928-nucleotide messenger RNA. RefSeq lists its product as hypothetical. Bases 95 to 790 code for a protein of 231 amino acids. The record is from RefSeq and is a predicted model, not a curated record. NCBI's taxonomy places the organism in Eukaryota, Fungi, Basidiomycota, Tremellomycetes, Tremellales, Cryptococcaceae. The transcript is spliced from 4 exons.
CUGGAAUCUCUCCAUCAUCCCGAGAAAUGGACAGACAAUUGUGCCAUGCGAUGAGUCAAGGUCCUUCUGAGCGGGGCAAGGAGGUGGGCAGCUCAUGUGCUUCCUAUGUAUGCUACGACAGCUUCGGGCGUAUAUAAGACACCCUCCACGGACGUCCUCACCUCUUUCCAACAGCAAUAAUCUAUUCACAAUGAUUCAGAUCCUCCCCUUCCUCGUCACUCUCUUGCCUCUCCUCGGGAUGGCGACUGCCACCCCUAUCAACGCCCGGGACGAUACCCCAACUACCACAAUUUCUGCAAGCGCCCCCAUCCGCUCCGGUACCGUCUACUACGACGACCUGGAUUCCGACUAUGGUCGAAGGAUUCACCCCGACAGUCGCGGUGAUCUUUGUGUGGCUGUUGCAGGCGGCUAUGCGGCCUACGGCGCUUCUGUCAACAUCGCCUACUGUCAGCCCGAUAACACUACAUGGUCUGACCUCAUGGCAUGGAAUGUCACCCGCGAUGACCCCCCGGGUCAGACCUCCCUCCAAACCAAGCUCGACGUCAUGUGUCUCUCUGCCGGGGCCAAUCCCACCAACGGUGGACCAGUGCACCUCCAGGCGUGUGGUGAUGAGGGGCAGAAAUGGCACUUUGCCGAGUAUAAUGCGAUUGAGCUCGCUGGGACUGAUUUCUGUCUCGACGUCAAGGAAGGCUCGGGGCCCAUCAAUCAGAACCCUUACAGCAUCAUCGAGGAGCUGCAGAUAUGGGAGUGUAGUGACAACAACGAUAACCAGUACUUCUUUCAGCUGUAGGCCCAUAAGGAUAAGUAGUAUAUCAAGUUUGAUCGUGGCAUUCACGGACUAUACAUCACACAUUUCGAUGGCCCUCGGGCUCUUUCCUCUCUUUCACCACGUAUGACAAGAUCAAUAAUCCCAAGAUGAAUAUAUUUU